UUCUCUUUGUGGUUGGUGAACUCAGAGACUCAGAAGGUUUAGAUUUCUCUAUUAUCAGGUAGUGUUCUACACACAGCGUGAAACCAGAAAUGGGAAUGCCACAGAUGCUUCAGAAACUGACCCCGAAGAUUAACAAGAAGAAUGGAUUUUUAAUCGUAAUCUUAGUUGGUCUUGUUGUUGCGGCUGAGUUUGUUGAGAAGGACUUCAUGUGCCCUUGUGAAGAAGCCCUUAGAUGGGUGUUUUUCGUAUUUUACCUGUUCAUCCCUGCCUUCAUCACGUUAACGGUCACAUAUUGCAUUAUGUGUGAGCUGUAUAAACAGGAUUUUGCAAAUCAGAAAUCUGAUGUUGAAAAUAAAGAUCAGAAAACUCCUGAAGAAAGACGAAGACAGAAGUCCAGCCAGAUUGAGGAAACUGAAGAUGAAGGGAGUACUGAAGUCAAGGAGAGUAAUAAAGACAAGGAGAGUAAUGAAGAUGAGAGGAGAAAUGAAGACGAGGAGAGUGAUGAAGCUGAAGUACCUUGGAAUUGGAGAUUCUUCUUGAAGUGUAGCAUUCCGACUGUCGUUUGGAUAAUCCUGUUCUUCAGUGAUGGAAGAUUUGUGGCUUGUUUGUGUACAGAGUUAAAGGAAGGAUAUGCUGACAGCAAUCCACAUCCACCAUGGGAAUGGUGUCACAAACAACGAAACCUGACUUAUGCACAGCAACGUGCAGAGACAUCAUAUAAAUAUUCCAAGGUGGUUGGGUUUGGUGGUCUCUUCCUUGUCUCGGCUGUGAUACUGAUUUAUAAAUGUCUUGUAACACGCAAAGCCUACAAGCAACAGACACACAAACAAACUGCAGAGGAAUAUGAACACAUACCCAUGCAGGAAUUUGCUGACUCAAAAAAGAGGACCCUGCAAGAAUGAAUCCAUCCAUUACUGUCAGCAUUUUAUUUUAACAAAAUAAGACUUUGACUAUUUUAACUGCUAAUUCCAUGCUUGAAAAUGAAAGUGGAAUAAUUUCAGUGUCUGUGCUGGCUAGCUUUUUAAUUGAUAGAAACUGUUCUUAGACAGCGGUGCCACGGUUUGUAGCUUUUCUUCUAAAACCUAAUGCCUAAAUUUCCUUCGGGAUAAAUAAAGUAUCUAUCUAUCUAUCUAUCUAUCUAUCUAUCUAUCUAUCUAUCUAUCUAUCUAUCUAUCUAUCUAUCUAUCUAUCUAUCUAUCUAUCUAUCUAUCUAUCUUAAUGUACUUUUUAAUGAACAUUUUAAAAUGUAAGUACUUUUAACAUUUAAGAAUAAUUUGUGUUGGAAUAUUGUAGUGUUUCGUAGUGUAGUCAUUGUAAGCAAACCACUAGCAAACAGUUACUUUUGUAAUUUUAGUAAACAUUCUGGUCUGUUCAUGGAUGAAUUGAUGGACAUGUGUUUUAAAUAAAAUCAUUAAAAAUCAUAUUUGUGAUCA
This is a messenger RNA of Astyanax mexicanus (Mexican tetra), 1433 nucleotides long. RefSeq lists its product as uncharacterized. Lineage: Eukaryota; Metazoa; Chordata; Actinopteri; Characiformes; Acestrorhamphidae. The transcript has 3 exons. The coding region runs from base 90 to 902 and encodes 270 amino acids. The record is from RefSeq and is a predicted model, not a curated record.